UUUUUUUCUUCUUUUAGUCAUUAGUACAAUCAUCUUUUAUUUUUUCUUUCCUUUUUUGGGCAUAGGGUCUUAAUAUGCAAUCAAACCUCUCUGGAUACUAACUAUAUAGCCCAGAUGUCCUCCUAUCUCAGUCUCAAGUACAAUGGUCACCAGCAUGUGCCAUUACACAGGCCGGAUCAAGAUCUUAUUAUUGCUUCUUUGCUUACAACACUCUUUUCUCACCACUUCAACCACCUUUUCCUGAGUCUAUAGUGUAUUUAGAGUGGGGUUUUAUGUAAACCUGUAAGUUUUGAACUCCCACUUUUGGGAGUGAUCUACCUAUUUGCUGUAUUCAGUAAAUGCCAGUUGUGUUCUCAGCCCAGAGGUUGUACCAACAGUAAAAAACACAGCCCUAGGAGGCGUGUUCUUAACAAACACGGCCCUUCUAGGUAGCUGCCAAGCUUCUUCUAACAGGAAUAGCGAGGGGACAUAGUGUCUUGAGUAAACAUGGACUGAUGGCCCAUGAGUAGUCAAAAUACCAACCAUAGAGUAAUGGGAAGUGAUCUAGGCCCACUCUGUUCUGGGGAAAGCAAACCUCUCAGGUUGUUUGGUAAGAUAAAGGGCGUCAAUGAGUGGAUGUGAGCUUGGAGGAAGUCAGGCAUGAAAGGUUAUGUCAGGGGCUCAGGCCACUUGAUCAGCCUCCGAGUGUGAGUCCUGGUUUCUCUGGAAAUCUGAGCUCAAGGAGCCUCCUCCUGGUCUGUUAGCUGUCAAGCUGCUUUCCUCACUCUCUCACUGAGUCCUUGUUGUGUUCCCAGGCUGGAUUUAUCCUCUAGGGACAAGUGAACUGUAUGUAGCUCCUGCCCAGGGAAAGUAUCAGCACUGGUGAAGUGGGCCAGUGACUUCACAAGGGCUGCUCCAAGAACAUGCUGCUGAGGGCUCAUCUGUUUCACACAUCUUUCUUGAGCAUUGACAGUGUGGGGGCGCUCCAUCAGGUGGGCAGGCUACCCAAAAGCCGACUGGGGUCCCACCUGGGUGGGAACUGUGGGCAGACAGGGAAAAGCCCUUUCAGUGUGGACAAUCCUCAGUCCUUAACAUCCAAGAACUCGCAUAUAGACGGGCAGACCAGAGCCUUAAGACUCCAAACCCUGAAGGGUAGAAGCCUAUUACUAUAGACUCUAGAAGCAAGAGGCUUAUGGCUCUGAGCACUUAGAUCGGAGGCUUAUGGCUCUGAGCACUUAGAUCAGAGGCUUAUGGCUCUGAGCACUUAGAUCGGAGGCUUAUGGCUCUGGGCUUUAACCAUCAGAGACACUAGCACUCACCAGCUGUUGUCAGUUCUUGGCUUCUAGCGGCAUUGAGUGUCUAUUUCAUGUAGCAGCAAGUAGUUGUAGCUGGAACCUUUUCAUAUAACAGUGGUCAUGGAGGCGCCAUAGCAACAUACGGGCCCAGUGUGCCAGGACCCUGAACCCUUGACAGCAGUUACUAUUACAAGUCUCAGAUCUACAGUGUCUGAGACCCUUGGCCACGAAGGGUUAGUAGUUCACUGAAACCCUCCCAAUGAUCAGGGCCUGCAGUGGCUCAUCUUCAGCUCUUCACAGACCUAGUUGUCUCCAUUGUCUCUGCUCUGAGUCAUCUCUGGCCAAGGUCCUCUCUGGGUUGCUUCGGGUGUCUCCAUCCCUAUUGCUGCUACCACAACUUUGCCGCCCAUGUGGCAGCUGUUGCUGCUUCCAUCCCGGUCCUCACCUUCUGCCUUCGUGCUACCAGCCCAGCACACUGUAGUGAUGGAUGAUAAAAAUGAAAAGCAGCAAGAAAAGAACACUGGAGUAAGGCCCUUAUGGAAACAGUAGGGGAGGCAGUGAAGGAGAGUGCUUUCCAGUUGGCUCACAAAUCCGGCUUAAAUAGUCAAAAUGGUAAAGACACAGAUGAAGUGUGUGGUUUGCAGCGAUCAGCACAACCCCUCAUCAGAUAAAGGGAUACAUUUAUUCCAAUCACAGGAGUCCUUAACAUAAAUGAAGGAGUUUAUUUACACUCUCAUAGACCUUUUACUGAAUCACCAUGGAAAGUGGCCCCCAUUUAGCCUGAGCAGAAACGAUUUUAGGGUAUCACCUAGACUUACAGCAAAAAGGGGCACUGUAAGCUAUUUGAAGCAGUCAUAGCUAAGACCAUGCCUUAAGAGCCAGGGCUGUGUCUCAGCAGCAAUCAUCUGUGCUUACAAUGUCACUUCCUUAAGUAUACUGUUCAAAGAAGCUGAUGUUGGUAUCAUGGAAGUUCUUAUGGGCAUUUAUCUUAUAGUCCUUGGCUUAGGGAACAACCACAGGAGGGUUGCCAAUUAGGGAAUAAAGUCAUCCUACUCCCCAGUGUCUUAUCUUAUUUAAAAUAAAAGUAAACAUUAAAGGUGGUACUUAUUGAUAGUAUUUAUAAUGCUAUAAUGUUUACCUUUUGCCCCAGUGCCCAAGAGAGAGGUUUGUCCUUCCAUCUCAGGCACAUAGUAUCAAGAAACAAAAUUCCUAUUCAUUUAUGAUCAUUUAAAAGGUGUGGGGUAGGUAGAAACAAGAGGAUUUCAGAGAGCUCAAGGCCAGGCUGGUUUAUAUAGCGAGUUCUAGUACAGCCUGGACUAUAUAGAGACCUUGUCUCAAAACAAACAAACAAACAUCAACAACAACAACAACAAAAGAUUUGGGGUAGUUAAUAAAUAAGCAACCAAAGAAACAAUUUCACAUAUGGGAAAAUAAUAGGCAUACAAUUUAAUCAGAGAAUUAAAAUUUAUCAACAUAACAGCUACUCAAAAUUGAGUGGUUAGGAAAGUCCCUUAUCCUGAGCUAUCUCAACUGAAAUCUAAAUGACAAUCAACACUUAAGGACAGAAGAAUGCCUCCACAGAGUGGACAGUUUUACCAUUGGUCAUACUCAGCUUUGAAUUUGUUAUCUACAUAUAUUUUUUUUUCUCACAUGGCUGGAGACAUGGCUCAUUUGCUGCUCCCACAGAGGACUUAGGUUUGGUUUCUAGUGCCCACAGUUUCUAGCAGGUCACAAUUGUCUGUGACGUCAGUUUCAAGUUAUCUGGCGCCCUCUUCUGGCCUCCCCUGGCCAGUCAUGCACAGGUGCAUAUACAUACAGGCAAAGUAUCCAUACACAAAAAAAUUAAAAAAAGAUCUUUAAAAACCAUAUUCCUUUCCUCUUGUGCCUAGGUCUGGAACAUGCCUGAAGGAGACAUUUAAUACGUGUUCUGAAUGAAGAGGGAGGAGGGAGGUGACUCAGGACCUCAUCUAGUCCUACAAUACAUGAAAUGCAAAUGGAGGGGUAAACUUGUCACAGCAACUGACGAGAGUUAUGUGCACCUGUGCACAUGCAUCCAUUCCUGUGCGCACCUGAUUGAGAAUGUUUCUCUAGCAUAACAUUUAUGAGUGUUUCUUGUGGAAAGAAUACCUUGAUGGAGCCAUGCCAAGAGCCCAUGGUUCUAGAGAAUCAGAGUGUCUAAGCUAUCUAGAUGGAGAUCUGGUGGGAAGAAUUUAGAGUAUUAAGACAGUGUACAGCACUGAGCAGGGAUACCACCAGAUUUGGACAGCUGUCGAGUUGCAACAUCUCCAAGGAUAGUUGCUUAUUAAUCUGGGGUUGAACGCUAGUCCAGCUUAGUCCCUGGUCACCAGGAUAAUAGACCUGGCGUUGAAGAGGCAGUUGCCAGAAGCUGGACUGGACGGACAGUUUCCUUUCCACCACCCCUUGGCUCCAAAGAAAACACUAGUAGGGACCAUGCUCCUGCUUCCAUCGCUGCCUGUCCUUGUCCUGUGUGUGGUGGGCAUAUCCUCAUCAAAGUCACAAACCUGUGAGGAUGCCCUGAAGACGUGCCCUGUAAUAGCCUGUGGCAGAGAUGGACCUAAAGGGGAGAAGGGAGAACCAGGUCAAGGGCUCAGGGGUGCACAAGGCCCUCCAGGAAAAGUGGGGCCUCCAGGAAAUGUAGGAUUUCCUGGACUUCCUGGAGCAAAAGGCCAAAAGGGGGAUCGUGGACACAGUGGAGAUGUUGAGGCAAAGUUGGCGAAUUUGGAGGCAGAGAUAAGGAUCCUAAAAUCUGAACUGGAGCAUACCAAGAAGUUGCAUGCUUUCUCAAUGGGCAAAAAGUCUGGGAAGAAGCUCUUCUUGACCAACCGUGAAACUAUGACCUUUGCCAAAGUGAAGGCUCUGUGCACCCAGCUCCGAGGCACUGUGGCUAUUCCCAGGAAUGCAGAGGAGAACCAGGCCAUCCAAGAAGUGGCCAAAGGCAAUGCCUUCUUAGGCAUCACAGAUGAAGUGACUGAAGGCCAAUUCAUGUAUGUGACAGGGGGGAAUAUUGCCUACAGCAACUGGAAAAAGAACGAGCCCAAUAACUAUGGCUCAGGGGAGGACUGUGUCGUCAUGGUAGAGGGUGGGAUCUGGAAUGACAUAUCCUGCCAAGCCUCCUUCAUCGCUGUCUGUGAGUUCCCAGCCUGAGGAAGCUAGUGCCUCCAUUUUCUCUUUGGCUCCUCUCUGAACUCUUAGUUGCUUCCAAAGAAAAUUCAGUACUGGUUUCCAAACUUAGUAUUAACUGAUCUUUUUGAGGGGAGUAGAUGUAUUUUGUUGUGGCAUGAGGACAUAAGGAGAUGCUGAACAUGAGGCCCCAGGGUCCAGACUCGCACAGAGCCGAGGUCACAUCUGUUUUUCUUGGGGCAGCGUGCUGAGUCAGAGUGAACUCUGGAAGGCUACAGUAAAUCCCCCCUGCUGAAGGACCAAAGACGGAUCAUAUCUGUGCCACAGUGAUCACUGAUCUCAGCCAUGAAAAUGUCCAAUUCCUUUUCUCCAUGAAUUGUCACUAAGUGGUGCAAAGCUUGCCUGUUUGAGUCCACCCUCAGUCUACAACGUG
Molecule: messenger RNA, 4848 nt
Organism: Mesocricetus auratus (golden hamster)
Lineage: Eukaryota; Metazoa; Chordata; Mammalia; Rodentia; Cricetidae
Product: mannose-binding protein A
Exons: 5
Coding region: 3726-4439 (237 amino acids)
Biological process (GO): surfactant homeostasis; positive regulation of phagocytosis
Cellular component (GO): multivesicular body; rough endoplasmic reticulum
Source: RefSeq, a predicted model, not a curated record